AGGCGGGACUUCCUCUGGUCCCCGGAAGAAGGUGGGCGCCUCUCUUCUAGCUGGUGCCAGGGCGGAGGCGGAGGCGCUUUGAAAGAAGCUUAAAUGAAAAUGGUACAUGUUAGAAGACAUGAAACGAGGUCAAAUUCUAAAACUCAAGUGCCUAAGCAAAAAUCUCAAGUUGAUUGGAGGCGGACCAAAAGAAAUAGUAUCACACAAUUAUUUGAUAGUGAUGAAGAGCUCAAUAGUGAUGAGGAGCUUGAUAGUGAUGAAAGUACUGACAGUGAUAAAGAGCUUGAUUGUCACAAGGGGCUUGAUGGUAAUAAAAUACCAGAAAGUGAAAGAGAGCUGAAAUUAAUCAAAGUUGAAAAUGGAGGAAGCAACAAUGAGCAACUUAUUAACACUGACAACAGUUCUGCAUAUGAAGAAGAAAUUAACAAAACCAAUCAUAGGACUAUUGACUUACUAGAUCAUGGAAAGCAUCUGAGUCCAGACGAUGAUGAUACCAACAAACACACUAGACAAAUCAUAGAGGAAGAUUUAGAAGAAGAACAAAUCAAACGAGGGAAAAGAAAAAGGACAUCUUCUAUAAUGUAUGACAGUGAUGACAGUGAUGACAGUGAUGUCUUAGUUAGAAAAGUAGGUGUUAAACGUCCACGUCGAGUGGUUGAAGAUGAGUGUUCUUCAGCGGAAAUGGAGCAGAAUAAUCCUGAAAAUUCAUUAGCUUCUCGAAAGAGAGAACAAUUCCAGAAGCUGAAGGAACUCUCAAAACAAAGAUCUCACCAGAGGUGCAAUAGUGGUAGAGAUUUUGAGGACUCUGAAAAAGAAUCUUGCCCAGGUAGUGAUGAAAGUGAGGAGGAAGAAGAUGAUUUUAAAUAUGAUGAAGAUGGAGAUGAUUAUAUUAUUGAUGACUUUGUAGUACAAGACGAGGAGGGUGAUGAAGAGAUUAAAAAUCAACAAGAAGAAAGUUUGACUUCCUCACAACUGAAAUUAAUAAAACAAAAUUCUCUUUAUUCUUUUAGUGACCACUAUACUCACUUUGAAAGAGUGGUAAAAGCUCUGCUGAUCAAUGCUUUAGAUGACUCUUUUCUGCAAACAUUGUAUGAUGGCACCAGGCAAAAAUCAUAUGCACAAGAUAUGUUGACAUCUCUUCACUAUUUGGAUAACCGCUUUGUUCAGCCCCGACUGGAGAAUUUAUCUUCUAGAAGCCGUUGGAGAGAGCAGUAUAAGGAGCGGGUAGAAAACUAUUCUAAUGUACUUAUCCAUUUGAAGAAUCCUGAAAACUGUUCUUGCCAGGCUUGUGGAUUGCAUCGCUACUGUAAAUAUUCAGUGCAUUUAUCAGGAAAGUUGUAUAACGUCAGAACUAUGGAAACUGAUGAUUUCAUGUCGCAUGAUAAACAGGUGUUUACUGUUGGCAGAAUUUGUGCUAAUCGAACCAGAAUUUACCAUAAACUGAAACAUUUUAAAUUUAAACUGUACCAGGAAUGUUGCUCCAUUGCAAAGACAGAAGAACUUAAGAAUGAACAAGUUAAAGAAACAGUGGAAAGAAUUUUCAGUCAGUACAAAGAAAGUGGCUGGAUUAAAGAGAAAUAUGGUCAACUCCAAGAAUAUCUCAAUUUUGCGGAUUACUUUCAAGAUGAGAAGUUUGAAUUAUAACACAUUUCUCCAAAGAAGAUUCUAUAAAUUCUUGUAAAUGUGAAGACCUUGAGUUUUGUUUCUACAUACCAUGUGGCAUAUUUAUGUAUUUUACAUGUAUAUUCAUGGAAAAAAUAUCUUGUUUGAAACCUCUGUCCAUCUAUAUUCCCAUGAAACAGCACUCUAUAAUCUAAUAAAACUUUUAUUUGACAUACAUGGAAGUUGUAAGCUUAGCAGUUUUUAAGUCCAUAAAUGUAUUUUAAAGGUAUCAGUGUCUUUAAUCAGUGACUGUCAAGUGAAUGAACUGUUCAUUCCUGUCAUUUUAAUAAAAACAUAUCAUAUUUUAAAAAUAUAUUUACAGAACAUCUAUAUGUAUUUAUUAUUUAGUCUCUGUCCAGGUUUGUUUAUUACCUCUGGCAGUAUUAAAGAUCUUCACUAAUAUAUGUUUGACUACUUUCUAGAUGAGUGGACCAUAGAAGAAACUUCAGGGUCCUCUUGAACUCAACCUCGUCUCAGAAUCAAACUUGGUUUAUCUAUUCUGAGUGGAAGAGGACUGCUUUAUUUCUUCUUCUUUUUUUUUUUUUGGUACUGGGGAUCAAACUCAGGUCCUUGCAUUUGCCAGGCAGGCGCUGGAACCACUGAGCUAAAGUUUCCCUAGCAAAUAGAUUUCUAGUCUAAAGUCAUUCAACCUUCAAAUUCACAAAAAAUUUGAUGAUAUGUAUUUCAUACUUUAUAAUAUUCUUUCUUUUACUGUUUACUUACUGUAUGUUAAUGAUGUGUUUUUUAUUCAUAACUUUUACCAUAUCUGUAUACAUUAGAGUCUGAAAAUCUCAAAAGACAAGCCCUUCCCCAAGCAUUUGAAAAGCAUAUUUUGAUA
Messenger RNA from Fukomys damarensis (Damara mole-rat), 2500 nucleotides. RefSeq names its product coiled-coil domain containing 82 (gene Ccdc82). Gene Ontology annotation, cellular component: nucleus. The coding region runs from base 94 to 1644 and encodes 516 amino acids. Lineage: Eukaryota; Metazoa; Chordata; Mammalia; Rodentia; Bathyergidae. The transcript is spliced from 8 exons. The record is from RefSeq and is a predicted model, not a curated record.